This is a messenger RNA of Scomber japonicus (chub mackerel), 1155 nucleotides long. RefSeq names its product endonuclease domain-containing 1 protein-like. The transcript has 2 exons. Gene Ontology annotation, molecular function: hydrolase activity; nucleic acid binding; metal ion binding. The record is from RefSeq and is a predicted model, not a curated record. Lineage: Eukaryota; Metazoa; Chordata; Actinopteri; Scombriformes; Scombridae. The coding region runs from base 61 to 957 and encodes 298 amino acids.
UUGAGUCUGAAGGAAUAACACUCGACUGCUGGAUUUCACCUCUUACAGUCACUUAUCAAAAUGUCACAUUUCUAUGCUGUGGCUUUUUUGGCAUUUACUGCAGGAUGGUGUCUGUGUACAGCUGAUGUUGUGGAUUUCACUUCAUGUCUGCAGUUCUUCUACAGGAAUUGGCCUCCUAAAGGCUUAGCAGGGACCCCAAUCUGCCAGCGUUAUUGCAACCAAUAUCGCUUUGCCACGUUGUACAGUCGACCACGCCGCUCUCCGUGGUUCUCAGCCUACGUGUAUGCUGUACCAGGAGGAAAGAGGCCUACAGCAUCAUGGAAGUUUGAGCCACAGUUAACUUACCCAGGAGCUGAUGGCAACAUGAUCCCCUUCCCUCCGGGCCCUCUGGACCAGAACGUGGUAGAAAGCCAGGGAGUGGAGCCAGACUACAUUAACUCUACCUUCUCUCGCGGCCACUUGAAUCCCAGUCUUCACCAUCACACCCGUGAGGACCGCUAUUCCACCUUCACCCUCACAAAUGUGGUUCCUCAGAAGGUAGGGUCUAAUGACGGGCCUUGGGAAAUCCUGGAGCAGAUUGUCAGCAAAACCUUAGAGGCCUACUGUCUUGGAGAGGCUUACAUAGUGACCGGCAUCAUCCCUUACCAGGAAGACGAUCACUGGCUCAAAAAUCAUCGUGUGGCUGUGCCUGAGUACCUUUGGUCAGCUUACUGCUGCCCAAAGUACAACAACAGUCUUCCAGAACAACUGAAGGAUGCCUUUCCCACAUAUGCAGCAAUUGGCCGCAACGACCGCAACAGCACUGAGGAGAUUGUGCCUGUUAACCAGACCGCAAAGAAACAGUUUAGGGGAUAUGAUGUGAGGCAAAUGCCACUGGCAACACUUGAGAUGUAUCUGAAGGACAGGUUCAACACUGUUGUCAGUGUUUUUUAUGAGCAGUGCUCUGGAUUGGACUGAUUCUGCACAGGUGUUUUGUCACAGUUGUUAAAUGGUGUUAAUGCUAAUUUCAUUUGAUUCAGUCGAAAUAAAAAUACAAAGUAUCAAAAUUAAACCUAACACUAAAAUAUACGUAAUUUCUAAUUGCCUUCCAAUCAACGACAUUGCUCGUCUGUGCUUUACAAAACACAGGCACAAAGCUACAUGUUUAAUAUUGAA